Messenger RNA from Physella acuta, 6673 nucleotides. RefSeq names its product E3 ubiquitin-protein ligase UBR2. Gene Ontology annotation, biological process: protein ubiquitination; ubiquitin-dependent protein catabolic process via the N-end rule pathway. Lineage: Eukaryota; Metazoa; Mollusca; Gastropoda; Physidae. Gene Ontology annotation, molecular function: zinc ion binding; ubiquitin protein ligase activity. Gene Ontology annotation, cellular component: cytoplasm; ubiquitin ligase complex. The record is from RefSeq and is a predicted model, not a curated record.
GGGCCACUUGCAAUAUCGACGAACGAUGGCCGUAAACAUUACGAAGCAGAUUGGGUUUUUGAAGUAUAUAUCUAUAACUGUAACAUAAUACGAGUUGCAACAACAUUUCAAAUUUACAAAGGAUAUCAUUGUCAAUGCUAACAACCCUAUCCAGUGUUGGUACAUUGCGUAAUGUGAAAUGAUGAUGCGGUAAACUGCAAGAAGAAAAUGCGAGACUUACCUUCAGAAUCACUGGUGAACAGAACAGGACUAAUGGUUCAUGCUGAAUGAUUCAACACUCAGUUGUACAACACUCAACUAAGCCAUGGAUUCUCUAGGCAUUAUUCCAGAGUUUGACCAAAGGGCUGUUUUACAGAGGUGGCAUGAUGGCUUUCUCAACAACAAAGAAGCAUUUGAACAAGCCGUUUAUAAUCAUUUCAAUAGCUUUGUUCCGCUAGUCUAUGGUAUGAAUCUUCCCGCGGAUAGAGAAGAAAAAAGAGCUAACAAAUUACUUUUUCACCUGCUGGAGGAGUUUAUGUGUCAGGGUGACCCUGUGGAUGUGUUCCAGAAGUUACAUCACUCGGAUGAGCCGUCUCAGCUGUGUGGCCAUAACUUUAAGAAUGGAGAGCCCACCUAUUCAUGCAGGGACUGUGCGUAUGACCCAACGUGUGUGUUAUGUAUCACAUGUUUUCAAGAGAGCUCUCACAGAAACCAUAGAUACAGGAUGAGCACCUCUGGUGGUGGGGGCUACUGUGACUGUGGGGACACUGAAGCCUGGAAGUCUGAUCCUUUCUGUCAGCUUCACAAGCCAAGAAAGGAGGAAACAGAGAGUGAUAGUGGCACCAUUCCUCCAGAACUGGAGAAAAGUAUGAGCUGGGUAUUCCGGUCUGUGUUGAGAUAUGCUUCAGUUAUGCUGACCUCUGAUGAAAACACAAAUUUGCCACUGGGUUUGAACUCUAUUGGUGAUACCAGUGCUAAUGUGUACAUGUGUAUGUUGUACAAUGACGAGGUGCACACGUAUGACCAGGUGAUCAACAUCUUACAGAGAGCAGUAGACUGCAACCACAGACAGGCUUUAGAAUAUGCUACCACUGUAGACAGGGAGGGUCGAAGCUGUGUCAAGAAUGGAACUUUUGAAGAAUGUGACAGUGUCAGACAGACCAUAGAGAGAAGUACCUCCCGUCAUGGCAGCAAGGCCCUGAAGGUUGAAGUGAUGGUCAAAGAGCUGGUGGCACAUCAACAGUUUGCCCUCAAGAUACUCAGCUGGCUACAGACUGUCAGUGAUAAAGCCAGUUGGAUCAGAAAGCUGCUGUGUGGUGUCCUGAUGGAGCCUAGCACUACAUCACUCUCUGUACUGGAGGAGUUUAUAAAAGCUGAUACACAACUCUGGAAAGUUGCAAGAGUUCAAAGUCAUCAGCUUAUCAUGUCUUGUGUUUUGAAGGACCCUCCAUCCAAAAAACAAUUUUCUGUGAUAUUCACUAAGUGGUACCCCUAUAUGGUGCGCAAGUUCAGUGAAGAUGAUCAUGACCACGACGUCUCUAUGCCCAGCCUCUCUGUACAGAUAUUCACUGUUCCCAGUUUGUGCUAUUCUGAGAUGUACAAAGAGUUUUUGCAAGACGACCACUCCCGUUCCCAUUCAGUAACUCGCCUAUCUCUGCAGUUGUUUGGGACCCCUUCAUUGGCUAGGAUGUUGAUUGCAGAUCAUGAUCUCAUUACUGUCAUCACCAAAGCUUUCCUUACCGCUUGUGAGCGCAAGAAAAAUCCCCAAGGCAAACUAUCAUUUGACAGAACAGACCGUAACAAUGUCUUUAAAAGAUCUAUAUUUGUCCUACAUGAUCUAAAAUAUGCCCUUGUUUGCAAGCCUAUUGCUCCAGAGGAAUGGACCGAGCCCCUGAAAGAUAAUUUCCUGAGGGGCCUCACCACAUUUUUACAGCUGCUCUCUCUCAUACAGGGAAUGGACUCAGUGAAAAGACAAACUGGUCAGCAUUUAGAAUUUGACCCAGAGUGGGAGGGGGCUUUCACAAUACAGAUUAAACUAGAGGACAUCCUUGUGCUUUUUUGUGACUGGUGUGUUGCUGAUAGGUACCUGCUGGUAGAAGGCUACAAGGCCACUAUGGAGGCUCUUACCAACUGCAGGGAAGUUGUUACAAGAGACACAGCUUCAGUUGAUGGCUACACUGGGCAAGUGAUUAAGCAUGAUGUUUCCUCUGAUCCAAUCUCCAUACACUACCCACUCAACAGGUUCCUAGCAGCACUACACAUCCAUCUUGAGGAACAUGGACUAAGCUUCUCAUCACCAGAGCUACACAAUCCAACCUUGACCCAGAUGGCCCACAGUGUGGACGUGGCCGUGAGGGAGCCGCUGGACAUGAAAGAUCUGAUGGAACCAGGGCUGAGGAUCCAGGUCCUGCUGGCUCAGUCCCAGGCUGGCAUGUGGAGGCGCAAUGGCUACAGUCUGCAGAAUCAGGUGUUCUUCUACUCCAACCUGCGCUGUAGACAAGAGAUGUAUGACCGGGACAUUACAAUGCUGCAGAUAGCUGCAUCCUUGAUGCCUGGGGAUGAGUUCUUGCUUCAGCUUCUCAACAAAUUCAACCUAUUAAAUUGGGCAAAAAUGGAGUAUGAUAUUCCUGGUGGCCAAGAAGAUUCAGUGCGGCAGACAGUAACACUAGCAGAGGAGUUCCUCAGCCUACUUAUUAUUGUCAUGGAGGAGCGCUACACCCCAGGAGUAGGGAUGGUGACAAAGAAGGACAGCAUCAAAAGGGAGGUCAUCCACCUGCUUUGUCUGGCCCCAAUGGCUCACAGCAAGCUGACAAAGUCUUUAAAUGAAGAUAUCAACCAUGAGACAGGACUGGAUGGUGUCAUCAAUGAAAUAUCUACAUUUAAGAGCCCUCAGAAUGGAGGCAAUGGCAAGUUUGAGUUGAAGCCAGAGUUGUACAAAGAAUAUUCCCCUUACUUCUACCACUACUACAAAGCUGAACAAGCCAAGUCAGAAGAAGUUCAGCGCCAGAGAAAAAAACAGAAUGAGGAAGAUUUAGCGCUCCCCCCUCCAGUACCACCAGCAUUCACCAAACAGUUUGAGGCAGCUUUGAAUGUCCUACACUGUGAUGUCAUGAUACACCUACUCUCCAUUGUACUCAGGAGGACUGCUGCACCUAGGUCAAGGUCAUGGUCUGAGGCACAGUUUGAUAGGGUUCUGUUCAUCAUUGGACUGGCCCUCCAUGAGCAGAUCCGUGCCAUAGAAGUGGGUAACAAGUCUUUCAUCUUCCUGUCUAAAGCUAUGAGGAGUCCCAACAUGCCUGAGCACACAGAAAGCAUAUUAACUUUGUUGCAAAAUCUUGUGCACAGCCCAAACAUUAGCACUCAGGAGUCCAAAGACCUCCUAGCCUGGGUCUUAAGAAAAUUUGCCGAGGCCCUGAAGAUCCUGGAUGAACCUGUGGCCAAAGAACAUGCUGAGAGCAUCGCCAGGUGUACAGACCUGCGCUCUGAUGGGGACAGGAAAAAAAGGACUGCUGUGGCUGCUAAGAGAAGGGCCAAAAUCAUGGCCCAAAUGGCAAAAAUGCAGAGAGAUUUCAUUGCAGAAAAUGCUGAGCUGUUUGAAAACACAAGCACUGAGGUGAUUGACCAGCCUAGUGAGGUGGACAUGAUGGAGGUACCAUCAGGGGAUGAAGUAUUUGUUGCCCUUGGACCCAAUCAGACAGGUGUGAAGAUGGUUGGACCCAUCCAAGUCACCUGUAUACUGUGUCAAGAGGAGCAGCGCAUCUCAUCAUCAGGGCGUGCCAUGGUGCUCUCAGCAUUUGUUCAACAGUCAACAGUUCUAAGUCAAAAUAGAAAGCUGAGUCCAGCAUCUGAGCUGGACCCACUUUUUCCCCCCGCGGACUUGAGCAAGGGCACCCACACCAGCUCAUGUGGUCAUGUGAUGCACCAUGAAUGUUGGCAGGGGUUUUUCACAAAUAUUGUCAAUCGAGAACGGCGACGUCCAAUGAGGUUUCGCCACAGUUACAGUUAUGAUAUAGACAAGAUGGAGUACCUGUGUCCACUGUGUGAAGGCUUAAGCAAUACAGUCAUCCCCAUUGUCCCUCCACUACCUACACUUGUUAAUGAGGGGGAGAAAAAGACGCUGGAACUUCGCUAUGAUGACUGGUUAGAUGGGAUACUCAAGACUGUGGUCAACAGCAUCAAGCAGGCAGAAGAUAAAGAGUCACAAGAUGAACUGCUGCUGUUCAAGCCUUGCCCCAUCUCCACCAUCACCAGGAUGAUGGCAGAGAGUGUGGCCAAGAACUUCCAGCUCCUCUGGGAGUAUGUCUAUGAUGAUGCCAGUGGAUGUUUCUCAGAAGGAAUGAGAGAGAUGAUCAAGAAGUUUGCCAGAGAUGUUUACUCUUUUGGCCUCGGUGUUGACCCUGAUGAUGAAAACCCCAGAGUUCCAGUAAUGGCCUGGAAUACUUGUGCCUUUACUAUCCUAGCCACAGAACAAGAGCUAGAGAGAGAGAACCUGGCAGUUUUUGAAUCAACAACAGAAAGACAGUCUGCCCUGCUGGGUGCACUCGUACGUUUUGCAGCUGUCACUAGUCAAGUCAUGAAUCCUGACACCAUCAAACAGCACUGUAUCAGAUUGUUGUCAGCUCUGAUCCCUGCUGAAGCAGAGAAGCGGAACAAGACAACAGUGUGUUUGCUGGACCUGGACAUGUUUCACUACCUGGUCAUAUUGACCAUGACCUUGCCAGCCCUGCAUGCUGAGCAGCAGAGAUCUCACAUCUCAUCCUUGCCAACAGGAGGCCUCAAUGACCAGCACGCACUGCAGCUGGUCUUUACUGCCCACCUCGUACACAUAUUGCUCACAUAUGACGCUCCUAUUGAAGAAGAAAGGGAUGAGCACAACUCCACAACAGAAAGCCUGGAGUUGUUAGAUAUUUAUAAAACCUUGCGGCAUCAUGCAAAUGUGGUAGACUCAGCUGUCCCCAAUUCUACUGCACUGCUGCAGCACCUGAGGGUGGCAGCCCUGCCCUUCCUAAGGUGCAGCGCCAUCUUGUAUCAUCAUCUCACUGGUGUUGCUGCUCCUCCUGGCUUAGGCAGUAAAUCUCCCAAUGAGUUCUCUCACCUGUGUCAUUACCUGGCUCUGCCAGCCCAUCUGCCUGAUCUUUUCACAAAACAAGGAAGUACCACAAGUCAGUUAAUUCAAAGCUGGUGUUGCAGUCGUAGUGUGAGAGAGAGGUUGUCAGCAAGCAGCCAAGCCAUUGUCCACUAUCCCUUGAAGCUGAACCAGCUGAUAGAGCUGCCACAUGAUUACAGUCUGCUCAUCAACCAGGCUUCCACUUUUACCUGCCCCAAGUCUGAUGGGGAUGACAGUCGUGCUCCAACACGGUGCCUGGUGUGUGGGACCAUGCUGUGCUCACAGAGUUAUUGUUGUCAGUCAGAGCUGGAGGGCACUCAGGUGGGCGCUGCCACAGAACACGCAUUUUACUGUGGGGCCAACAGCGGCAUCUUUCUAAGGGUGCGGGAGUGCCAGAUCCUCUUGUUGUCCAACAAAAUCCGAGGCUGUUUCCUGCCGGCACCGUAUUUGGACAUGUAUGGUGAAACAGAUCAACUUUUAAGGAGAGGUAACCCACUGACUCUGAGUUUAGAAAACUUCCAGAAUAUUCAGAAGAUCUGGUACCAACACAGUAUUCCACAAACUAUCUCUCGUAGCCUCAAUGGGGAGUCUGCCAGCACGUUUAUGAUUGAGUGGCACAACUUGUAGAGUCACCACUGGUGACAGGCAACAGGUUGUGGCAGUGUCACCACCUGUUGGCCAGCCAUGUCACCACUGGCAGUUAGCCAACAGGUUGUGCUAGUGUCACCACCUGUUGGCCAGCUGGAUUGUCCUGGUGAUACAUCGGAUAUGAGAGGUGUGGAUGGGUGUCAGUUGUGUGUGGGUGUGACCAGUGGAUACAAGUUGGAUUAGACUAACCUUCUCUGAUAUUGAGAUUAUGCAGUGGAAGUUUCCAGAAAAAACUUUGUGUACAGAGGAAUGUUGCAAUUUUUUUUACCCUAAGUAGAAUUGUGCAUAUUUCCUACUCUCUUUAAAGUGGAUUAUUGCAUUUUUUUAGCCCAGUUUAUUUGUUAUUUACCUACUCAGUAUAUAGUAGAAAAUGGGCAAUUUAAUUAUAUAUAUAUAAAGGUUACCGCCAGCCAGUGCCAGGUGUGUACAGUCUGUCAGUGCCAGGUGUGUUCAGCCUGUCAGUGCCAGGUGUGUUCAGCCUGUCAGUGUCAGGUGUGUACAGCCUGUCAGUGUCAGGUGUGUACAGCCUGUCAGUGUCAGACACAUGUACGCCUGUCAGUGCCAGAUGUGUACAGCCUGUCAGUGUCAGAUGUGUACAGCCUGUCAGUGUCAGACACAUGUACACCUGUCAGUGUCAGGUGUGUACAAACACAUGUACACCUGUCACUGAUGAGAAAUUGUAUUGAUCAGACCCAACAAGGCAAUGUGUCUAUGUGAGGACAGCAGCCUUCCCAUCUCUAUGUAACCUUCUGCUCCUUCUAUAGCAUUGCUUUCUCUUUCCCACAAGUUUGGCAGAUCCCUUGGUCAACAAAUGGAGCUCUCUAGCAAAUUUUACACCACAUUUCUAUGUUCACCCCCCAGUCCCCCUAGGUUUGUGUUAACUUACUAUGCACAUAUGGAAUAAAACUGGCAGAGAGACAGAACAAAUGGGGACACAAU